UCUCUCUCUCUCUCUCUCACACACACACACACACACAUCUCUUAUCUAAUCUUCUCAAUGUUGCCUUUGUCUGAUUACCUUUUGUUUAGUACAGCAGAAAAGGAAGCAGCUCUGUCUUUUUAAUGACUUUUGCUAUUUCUCACAUAUAUUCUCAUUUUUCUCUCUCAAUUUAAAGGAGGGACACAAAGAAGCUGAGAUGUCUGAGAAGAAGAUGACGUCUAGCCGUCGGCACCAUUUGAAGAGCUUGAUGCUCCAGAUUGCUCAGGGCCUUUUGGAAGCUGAAGCAGCAGAGGCAGAGCAGGACAAGCAGAGUUACAUGGAGGAUCACUGUCCAGCACUUUCACUGCCUGGAACCAUGCAGGAACUGCAGGAUCUAUGUAGGAAGCUGCAUCAACAGAUUGAUAUUGUAGAUGAACAGAGAUAUGACAUGGAGAGCAAAGUGGCCAAGUCCAACAAAGAGAUUGAGGAUCUGAAGUUGAAAGUACAGGACCUGAAGGGCAAGUUUAAGAAGCCCGUUCUGAAGAAGGUGCGCAUGUCUGCUGAUGCCAUGCUCCAGGCUCUGCUGGGCUCCAAGCACAAGGUGUCCAUGGACCUGAGGGCCAACCUGAAACAGGUCAAGAAGGAAACCAAGGAGGAGGAGAAAGAGUCUGUGGGUGACUGGCGUAAGAACGUCGAGGAUAAGGCUGGCAUGGAUGGCAGGAAGAAGAUGUUUGAGUCAGAGGCAUAAGACUGUUAUUUGAAGACUAGUUUACAUUUUCAUUAAAUGCUUUAUUUGUGUACACUAUUCUAUGACUCUUUCACCCUUCACCUUAUUAAUUUAAGUCCUGACAUGCAUUGCUUGAUUAAAUGUGAUUAAUUGUAUGCAGUAAAGAGUAGCAGAGGGUAGGAAUUUAAAGAGGUUAGGAUUAUAUAUAUUUUUUAUUUUAGUUUUUGAACAUUUAUCACUUGUAUUUGACAAGUGAAACCAGUCUGGUGUGUGUGUGUGUGUGUGUGUGUGUGUGUGUGUGUGUUUACUUUAUUAUAGGUUAGAUGUGAUGAGUCCAUCAUUAUUAGGUUUUCAAAUAAACAUAAUAGUGA
Electrophorus electricus (electric eel) is the source of this 1077-nucleotide messenger RNA. RefSeq names its product troponin I, fast skeletal muscle-like. Gene Ontology annotation, biological process: skeletal muscle contraction; cardiac muscle contraction. The record is from RefSeq and is a predicted model, not a curated record. Lineage: Eukaryota; Metazoa; Chordata; Actinopteri; Gymnotiformes; Gymnotidae. Gene Ontology annotation, cellular component: troponin complex.